AUGGCUGAACGGAGAAUCUCCUAUGCGGCCGAUGUCGAGAACGGCCAAAACACCCUUCCUACUGAUAUCAACAACGAUGCCCAAGCCCUCGAUGAAUAUACCGCCUUGAACCGUUACAUCUCCACCGCUCGCGAUCUCCGUCGCGCCUCCGUCUCCAGCGCUGCAGGUGGCGAUGCCGCCGGAAAGUCCAAGAAGCCCUGGUGGAAGUUCGGUGGUUCCAGCGGUGCUGCUGUCGACGAGCAGUUCGUGGCCCCCGAUGAUUGGGUUGACACUGAUAUCCGUGCUGGUUUGAAGAGCACCGACAUUGACUCCCGUCGUCGCAAGACUGGCUGGAACGAGCUUGUCACCGAGAAGACAAACCUGUUUGUUCAGUUCAUUGGUUACUUCCGUGGUCCAAUUCUUUAUGUGAUGGAAUUGGCUGUCUGCUUGGCUGCUGGUCUUCGUGACUGGAUCGAUCUCGGUGUUAUUAUUGGUAUUCUGAUGCUCAACGCUGUUGUUGGUUGGUACCAGGAAAAGCAGGCUGCCGAUGUCGUCGCGUCGCUCAAGGGUGACAUUGCUAUGCGUGCCUGGGUUAUUCGUGACGGUUCCGAGCAGGAGAUUCUUGCUCGUGAGCUCGUUGUCGGUGAUAUCGUCAUUCUUGAGGAAGGUCAGGUCGUCCCUGCCGACGUUCGUCUUAUCUGUGACUUCGAGAAGCCUGGUGACUUCGAGAAGUACAAGGAGUACCUCGCUACCAUGCACGACGACACUCUUAAGGAGAAGGGUGAGGAUGAUGACGAGGAGGAGCACCACACUGGUGUCUCUAUCGUCGCCGUUGACCAGAGUGCCAUCACUGGUGAAUCCCUCGCUGUUGACAAGUACAUGGGUGACACUUGCUACUACACCACUGGUUGCAAACGUGGCAAGGCCUUCGCUGUUGUUACUGCCACCGCCAAGCACUCUUUCGUCGGUAAGACUGCUUCUUUGGUCCAGGGUGCUCAAGACCAGGGUCACUUCAAGGCUAUCAUGAACUCCAUCGGUACAUCUCUUUUGGUCUUGGUCAUGUUCUUCAUUCUCGCUGCCUGGAUUGGCGGUUUCUUCCGUCACUUGCGAAUUGCUACCCCUGAGUGGUCUGACAACACUCUCCUCAAGUACACCUUGAUCAUGUUCAUCAUUGGUGUCCCUGUCGGUCUUCCUGUCGUCACCACCACCACCCUCGCUGUCGGUGCUGCCUACCUCGCUGAGCAGAAGGCUAUCGUCCAGAAGUUGACUGCCAUCGAGUCUCUCGCUGGUGUUGACGUUCUCUGCUCUGACAAGACUGGUACAUUGACUGCUAACCAGCUCUCCAUCCGUGAGCCCUACGUUGCCGAGGGUGUUGACGUUAACUGGCUCUUCGCCGUUGCCGCCAUUGCCUCUUCCCACAACGUCAAGAACUUGGACCCCAUUGACAAGGUCACCAUCCUUACCCUUCGCCGUUACCCCAAGGCUCGUGAGAUCCUUGCCCGCAACUGGAUUACUGAGAAGUACACUCCUUUCGACCCUGUCUCCAAGCGUAUCACCACCAUCUGUACCUGCGACGGUGUCCGCUACACUUGUGCCAAGGGUGCCCCCAAGGCUAUCCUCAACCUUUCCGAGUGCUCUGAGGAGGAGGCUCGUCUCUACCGUGACAAGGCUGCUGAAUUCGCUCGCCGUGGUUUCCGUUCUCUUGGUGUCGCCGUCCAGAAGGAGGGUGAGCCCUGGCAAUUGCUCGGCAUGUACCCCAUGUUCGACCCCCCUCGUGAGGACACUGCCCACACUAUCACUGAAGCCCAGAACCUCGGUCUCUCCGUUAAGAUGUUGACUGGUGACGCUAUCGCUAUCGCUAAGGAAACCUGCAAGAUGCUUGCUCUUGGUACCAAGGUCUACAACUCUGAACGUCUUAUCCACGGUGGUCUUACUGGUUCCCGCCAGCACGAUCUUGUUGAGCGUGCCGAUGGUUUCGCUGAAGUUUUCCCUGAGCACAAGUACCAGGUCGUCGAGAUGUUGCAGCAGCGUGGUCACUUGACUGCCAUGACUGGUGACGGUGUCAACGAUGCUCCUUCUCUCAAGAAGUCCGACUGCGGUAUUGCUGUAGAGGGUGCCACCGAGGCUGCUCAGGCUGCUGCUGAUAUUGUCUUCCUUGCUCCUGGUCUUUCCACCAUCGUCGACUCUAUCAAGGUCGCCCGUCAGAUCUUCCAACGUAUGAAGGCCUACAUUCAGUACCGUAUCGCCCUUUGUCUGCACUUGGAAAUCUACCUUGUUACCACCAUGAUCAUCAUCGAGGAGACCAUCCCCGCCGAUUUGAUUGUCUUCAUUGCCUUGUUCGCUGAUUUGGCCACCAUUGCUGUCGCCUACGACAAUGCCCACUACGAACAACGUCCCGUCGAAUGGCAACUCUCCAAGAUCUGGGUCAUCUCCGUCAUCCUCGGUGCUAUCCUCGCUGGUGGUACUUGGAUCAUGCGUGCCUCUAUGUUCUUGAACAACGGCGGUUUCAUUGAGAACUUCGGUAACCCUCAGGGUAUCAUCUUCCUCGAGGUUGCUCUUACCGAGAACUGGUUGAUCUUCGUUACCCGUGGUGGCAAGACUCUUCCUUCCUGGCAACUCGUUGGCGCCAUCUUCGGUGUCGAUGUCCUGGCUACUCUCUUCUGUAUCUUCGGUUGGUUGAGCGACGCUUCUCACGACCAAACCCACCCCCACGACCCAGCCACCUUCACCUCCACUGGCCACACUAGUGUCGUCACCGUCGUUGUCAUCUGGGCUUACUCCAUCGGUGUUACCAUCGUCAUUGCUACCGUCUAUUCUAUCCUCACUGACAUCCCCUGGUUGGACAACCUCGGUCGUCAGACUCGCUCCAAGGCUGACACCCAGAUCGAGAACCUCAUUGGUCACCUCUCCAAGUUGGCCGUUGAGCAUGAGAAGGACUCCGUCACUGGCGCUUCUCGCUACGUUCUCGGCACACGUGCUCCUGAGGAGGAGGACGAUGAGUAA
Talaromyces atroroseus is the source of this 2982-nucleotide messenger RNA. RefSeq names its product Plasma membrane ATPase. Gene Ontology annotation, biological process: proton export across plasma membrane; regulation of intracellular pH. Gene Ontology annotation, cellular component: plasma membrane. The transcript has 3 exons. The coding region runs from base 1 to 2982 and encodes 993 amino acids. The record is from RefSeq and is a predicted model, not a curated record. Gene Ontology annotation, molecular function: P-type proton-exporting transporter activity; ATP hydrolysis activity; ATP binding. NCBI's taxonomy places the organism in Eukaryota, Fungi, Ascomycota, Eurotiomycetes, Eurotiales, Trichocomaceae.